GAAAAAAUUUAUAUGUUUCAAACUAUAUUUUAUAAAUAUUUUUAAAUUUAUAAAUAAAAUCGUCACAAUAUGUCACACUUGCCAGUGUCCCAUUGACACGUGAGAAUCAAUAUCAUUUACACUUAUUUUUCCAUUUUAUAGAUUUUAGAUAUUUAUAAUAUGGGAUUAAAUAGAAGCACAACGAUGUCAAAAACUGAAAAUAUUUAUUUCAAAGAAAAAAGAUGAACUAUAUUUUAUACAAAUUAUAUGAUCACAAGAAUUCUUCAUAAUUCUUUUUAAUAUGAAUCUUAAAUGAUUAUUUGACAUAAGAACUGUGUAAGAGAGUUAAACAGUUUUAUAAUUACUUAAUAAAGAUAUAUUUGGUAUUUUUAAAUUGUUGAUUGAUGGGUACUCGAGCAGCAGCCUUUACUGCCAAAGUUCGCCAUCUUCUGGAUUAUAACACUCGAAUUCAACAAAGUAUUCUUCCUUUACCUUCAGGAACAGAUGUAGCCAAUACAUUGAAAUAUUUUUCACAAACUUUACUUGGUGUGCUUAAAGAUGUUCCUACUAUUCCACUUACUGUUAUUCGUUCAUCAGAAAAGGAUCAUUAUCGAACGUCAUUAUUUCCUUGUUUAGAUUAUAAAGGAUUAUAUCAUGCUGUUGUUCAGUUAGUGGAUUCAGUUCCUUUAGUUCAAUAUGGAGCACAUGGUCAUGUUUUGCAACUUAUGAAUGAAAGGCUACAUAUUGGGUUUUUUGAAGAAGAAAUAUUGCAAAUAUUUUGUGAUUUAUGUGAAGCUGUUUCACGCUUACAUCACUGUCAGACUCCAAUUAUUCAUAGAGAUUUAAAGCUCACAUAUCUGCAAGAAGAAUCAAUGCAUCUUGAAGAGAGUCAAAUAAAAACAAUCAGAAUACAUGGAAUUAUUGUAUUUUAUUUUUUUAAAGCACUUCGCUACCAAUUACUUGAAUGUUUAAUGAGCAUGAAAAAAGAUGUGAUGAAGGAUAUGUUUUGUGUAAUUGCGCACGGCACAGCUAAAGCAAGAAGUCAUGCUAUUGAACUAUUGUUUCAGUACUGGCCAUCUUUAAAUAAAUGCAUUCAUGAAAGGAAGGGCUUGACUUUUAAGCAUCAUGGAUGGAAACCAUUAACAUGUCAACAAGAAAAUUGCUUAAGUCCUGUCAAUAAUGAAGUAGUCAAGAUAUGUUUUGACCAUGUGAUAGCUAUUGGAUCAGGAGAACAUGCUCCUCCUCUUCAUGUUUGCCAAGAUUGUGCAGAUCAAAUUUAUCGAGAACAUUCUUCUAAUCUUUUCGAUGUUCUUUUACCAAUAGAAAAUAUUUCAGCAGUGUGUGAAAACAAAAAUUGCCGUUCUACUGAUAAUUCUGCAGUUGCAACAUGUUUUUCUGUUGAAUGUGCUAGGAGUAAUGGCAAUAAGCCAAUAAAAUACUGCAAAGAAUGCCACUUAAUGUAUCAUGAAAAAUCUGAAGAAAGUCAUAUGGUGCAUGGAAUUAUUCCAAGUCCAUGGGAAGUUGAUCUUGAAACUCAAUGCUACAUGGUUGAAGCUAUUAUAAGCUUAUUAAGAGAAGCACAACCAAAUCUUAACAAAUUAGUCAGAGAAAAUGGAGGAGAUAAACAUAAUAUUGAUGAUGAUGAUGAUGAUGGUAUUACAUCAUUAGAAGAAAGACAGCUACUAAGUCAGUUUGGUAUAUGGUUAUUAGUUGGACUUUGUGGUCCCAAUGAGGAUACUCCUAUUGAAACUUUAGGUCGGUUAUUAAGUAUGUUAUUUCAAUGGUUUCAUUACACAGCUUGUUUACCAGAUGAUCAAGCUGGAAAUGCACUAGAAAGAUUGAAAACUGAGUAUAUUCAUAGAUGGUUAAUGGGAAUAGUAAAAACACAUUUUAAUAUAUUUGUAUCAUGUCUGCUUCCUCAUCCAGCUGAAUAUGCACAAGUUGGUGGUCAUUGGGAUAUGUGGCCUUCACAAACAUACCGUAUCAAAGAAGGAUUCAAGCGAUUAUUAUGUCUGGUUCCUUAUGAUAUUAUAACACCUGAUAUUGUUCUUGUUUUAAUUAUUAGCAAAGUUUUGGAUCCUGAUUUAAGUCCUCUUGGAUUUAGUACUCAGGAAAUGUAUAGAUUUCUUAGUUCAAGAUUUGAAAAUUCUACUGCCCCAGUACAAGAACAAGCACUCUAUUGGUUACAGAUACUUACUAUGCUGGAAGUUCCUAUUCCUUUAAAUUUAAUAUUGACAAUGUUUAGUAAAGGUGUUAUUUCCACUAUUGAAAUACAAGAAGAAGUGAAAGGGAAAAUAUCAAAAGUUAUUCCAAGACAACAAAGUACAGUUGGUCUAGCAAAGAAGACAGACAUAAAACAAGGAUCAGGAACUGAUGAAUCAUCAAAUGUUGCUGAAGAAUUCAAUUUAACACAAAAUAUUGAAUAUAAAUCUGAAGCUGAAAUAAAUUUAACAUGCUUCAUAUUGAUGAUAGAUACAUUAAUUAAACAGUUAGAGCUCCAAGAGGUAUCACAGCAUAAAGGAUUGGAACAAGAAGAAGCUCAAAAAGUCAUGGUUCUAUUACAUGACAUUAUAAAAGCUCCAUGGAUAGGCAUUCAUACAUGUUCAGAAAGUGAGAAUGAUAAAGAAGAUGGCCCAUGCUUAUUUUGUGAAAUGUGUGCUGUUUGGUAUCAGUUAGCUAUGGUGUUAAUGGAAUAUUUUUGUCCUGUAAUGGAAGCUACUAUGGCUGAUAUUGUUCUUGUUUUAAUUAUUAGCAAAGUUUUGGAUCCUGAUUUAAGUCCUCUUGGAUUUAGUACUCAGGAAAUGUAUAGAUUUCUUAGUUCAAGAUUUGAAAAUUCUACUGCCCCAGUACAAGAACAAGCACUCUAUUGGUUACAGAUACUUACUAUGCUGGAAGUUCCUAUUCCUUUAAAUUUAAUAUUGACAAUGUUUAGUAAAGGUGUUAUUUCCACUAUUGAAAUACAAGAAGAAGUGAAAGGGAAAAUAUCAAAAGUUAUUCCAAGACAACAAAGUACAGUUGGUCUAGCAAAGAAGACAGACAUAAAACAAGGAUCAGGAACUGAUGAAUCAUCAAAUGUUGCUGAAGAAUUCAAUUUAACACAAAAUAUUGAAUAUAAAUCUGAAGCUGAAAUAAAUUUAACAUGCUUCAUAUUGAUGAUAGAUACAUUAAUUAAACAGUUAGAGCUCCAAGAGGUAUCACAGCAUAAAGGAUUGGAACAAGAAGAAGCUCAAAAAGUCAUGGUUCUAUUACAUGACAUUAUAAAAGCUCCAUGGAUAGGCAUUCAUACAUGUUCAGAAAGUGAGAAUGAUAAAGAAGAUGGCCCAUGCUUAUUUUGUGAAAUGUGUGCUGUUUGGUAUCAGUUAGCUAUGGUGUUAAUGGAAUAUUUUUGUCCUGUAAUGGAAGCUACUAUGGCUGAUAUUCCAACUGAUAAUCAGAGAAUACUCGAAUCUCCAAUUCAUAUAUCUCAUGCUUGGAAAGGUGAAGAAACAAAGCAUAACAUUGAAGAAAGAUCAACAGGAAUGAAAACAAUUGAAGAAAAGCAAAAUUGGAAUUUAAGCCAACAAGAAGAUAUUUCAAAAAGACAUAUUAGUGAAGAAGGAAGUCAUUUUCCUAUUUUGACUGCAACUGUUGAAGAAUGUGCAACUGAAUUAGAUACUGUUGCCAUCAUGCCAACUGAACAAGUGGUUACUGCUCAUGCUCGAGCUGUUACAUUAACUGAAGAUGACGUUGCUAGAGCAAAGUGCACUAUUGUUUCUGCAACAUUAGUUGAUGAAAAUGAUCAAACAGUAACUAAUCUGAAAGAAAAUGAUGAUGGAUUUUGGCAUACAACUCAAGGAAAAUUUAAAUUCACAUUAGAAGAAUUACCUCCUCAACUUCAAUUAAUUUAUGUUUUGUUAAAGGAAUUAGAUAACAGUAAAGAUGCAGAUAUUCUUUAUCAUAUACUCUCCUGUUUGAAAUUAAUGUGUCUGCAUUCAGAAGUACUAAAUAAAGCAGCACAUGAUCACAGAGGAUUUUUAAUUUGGUGUCAGGAAAAUUUAUUAAUUCCUAAUUUAUGGAAUCUUUUACAAGCUGAAUUUUCACAUAUAUCACAGUUAAGUGUUCCUCUUCUGUUACAUUGUAUAACAUUACCUUGUGGGACAGAUAUGUUUUGGAAAGUUGUUGAACAUGAUUUUCAUAAUGAUAAUUGGAGAGCUAUAUUUGCAGCAGUGGAAAAAGUAUCAAUGAUUGCACACUUUGUUGAUUCUGCAGCAGUCAAAAAUAGUCCUUUACUGCAGUCAUCUUUAGCGAAUGCUUUUACGUAUUUGGUGAGGUGUUUGGAUGAUGUACAUCAAGUUAUCGCACAACGUGCUCUAUUAAAUCUUGAAACAAUUAAAACAUCAUCACUCAAGUUGUUUCUUUGGUGUUUAGAAGUACAAUUUGACACUGUAAUAGUGGAUAGGCCAAUAAUAUUACAAACUGUUUACCAAUUAUAUAAUCAUUUAAGUGAUCGUCGUUUCCUUACCUGGGAUUUUUUCUUAAAUCGUUUUGAUACAUUGUUUCUUGAAGCUCAGAUUAAUUUAGAAAUGACAUACACAAGAGAUUUGAAGAAUACCAAUAUUUAUAGCGAGAUGUUUCAGCGUAAACUAAGUCGUGCUAAUGAAGCACUUUCUCACAAUGCACGAUCUCGUUCACUUAUUUCUAGUAUUGGCUCAAAAUGGCCUUACAAACGAGCAAUGUCAGCUCCUGGUGGAAUGAUUUCAAAGCAAGAAAAAUGGGUAGACAAAGAUAAAAUAUACAGUAGACAGUCUUCUGCUCCUGUGUUGAAGCGCAAAAGUUUUAAACUUAUAGCGGGAAUUCAUGGUGGACCUUUGACUCAUUUACCUAACAGCUUUUAUUCUGAUAGUCAAGGGAAAGAAUUGGCACAGGAGGAAACUCAUCUACUGCAUAUAAUACAAAAGUGUAUGGAUAUGGAAGAUCAUGAUAAAGAAACAUCACAUCUUUUGAUAUUUGUUUUGAUGCAUUUUCUUGCAACUCCUGAUCAAUCACAUCCUUCCGAAGGAAAAGUAAUUGGGAGAAAUCAGCAUUUAGUUCUUCGUCAUAUUAAUUUGUUGAUGGGUUACAGUCCAACAGAAAAAGGCUUUCUCAUUCCACCUCAUAAAUUAAGGUACAUCUUAAAUGAUUUUUAUUGUAAUAGUGAAAUUUUAGAUUUUAAUUUUAAAAUGGGAACAGUUCUUCUACAGAUAUGUCUGCCAGUAUUAAUAUAUUGUCCUUCUCCACAAAGAUAUUCUCAUGAGCCACAACCUCCAAAUUAUUCUCUGUGGCUUCUUCAUUCAUAUAUUCGUCAGUCAUGGUUAUUAGCUGUUAUGGUUAUUAUGUAUAAGUAUAAUUAUACUUUACCCCCUCAAUCAAAACAAAUUGAAAUAUUAAUACAUAUUAUUCUGAAUACUUUGAAUUCUCAUCAGCAUCAGUGUAAAAAUAUUAUUGAACCGAUUUUUAGUCCAGUUCAUUCCAGAUCACGAGAUCUUAGCACUACAUUUGAUUUAGAGAAUAUCCAAGAAAGAGGUUCGCCUCCUUUCGAAUCCUCUUUAACAGCCGAUGAAAGCAAAGUUUCAGUAGUUGGCUCUCAAGCUUAUUAUUUUAAAUUAGGAGGAUCCGAUGUUGAAGAAAAUGAAUUUGAUAAAGAUAAUCAAAAGUUCACUAAUGAUAAAUCUGAUCGUCAACAAUGGAAGAUAUUGAAACCCUUAGAUACAAGUUGUUCUAGUGAUGGCGAAGAUAUGGAACCAGAAUUAGAAGCAAUACCAGAGAGUCCAAAGUCUGAAACUUCGGAUACAAAGAAAGUUAUGGAAUGCUGUGAAUUUAAAGUCAUUCCAAGUGAACAACUAACAGAACAAGCUACUGUUAAAUUGGUAUCUGAAAAAACAUCCGUUUCAGAAAAAGUAACUAUUUUAGAUCCACUUGUUGAAUUAUCUGCUGAAACACAAGUAAUUGUAGACAAAGGGGAAGAAAAGAAGGAAGCCACUAAAGCAAAUCUUUUGGAUCUCUCCCAAAGUAAACUACUGUAUGUUAAUAAAGGUCUUUUUGAAGAAAAUCAUAAAAGUAUUAAUGAACCACAAAUUAUUGAAAAAUCAUUGCAUGAGCAUAUGGAAAAAGAUUCAGUUGAUAAAAAAGAAAAUAUCAAUCAAAAAUUAGAUGCUGAGGAUGAAAAAUCUAAUAGUAAAAUUCUAGAUAUUGGUUCAAAGAAUGAUCAUCAACCAGUUGUAAAAGUUGAUAUUUCAUCUGAUUCUGUGCAUGAAAAUAGAUAUGAAAUUUUAAAAAGUCAACAAAUUUCUGAUAUUUCGUCUCAUCACAAUGACAAUAUAAUGGAAACUUCUGCAGCUGUUAAAGAGAAAGAGGAUAAAGAUAUCAUUUCACUACACUCCAAACCAAAAUGUAUUUUAACUGAUGAAAACAAAGAUUUAGUACAGGAAUUAAGUGAAAAAUUAACUGACAAAAAAGUACAAACCAAAGAUCUCACAAGUAAACAAGAAAAUAAAUCUAAUUUGAGUGAUGAAAAUUUCAAUAGAAGAGAGCAAUGUUUUUCAAGUAAAGAAAAGAUCUCAACAACAACUCCAAAUGACUCAAAUGUUAAUUCCAGAGCUCUUACAAGAAAACUUUCUCGAGAAUCAUAUAAAGAAUCCAUUUCUCAAGCUAAUCAAAUGUUAAAUGAAGAUGUAAAGAAAAAUAUUCAACCAACAACAACAACAGCCAAACCUUGGAAAAUAAAUUUCCAUUCACCAAUUGCUCUUCAGUCAUUUAUGCCUAGGCCUACCUUAGAACGUUUGUUACCUAUUGGUUUUACAAAGGAAUCUAAUGUUCAGAACAUUAAUGAACUGGAUGAACCUAAACAUUCUGAUGAAUCUAUUAGUUUAGAAACUUCUGCUGCAGAGGAAACUCAAAUAUCUCCUGAUUCAAGUUUGAGUACCUUACCUGAGUUGAUAUCAUUACAACCACCAAAACCUCAAAAUUUGGAUGUGCCAAUUCCUGAAAGACUUCUUCCAGUAGGUACAGUCAAGAAAGAAAAUGAAAUGGAUGAUCAGUCAGAACCAACUGAAGCAGUAGAUGUAUCUAAAUCUGUUGAUACUGAAGAUAAAUCUGGAAAUAUUGAUGACAAAACAAUUGAUAAAAAGGAAGCUGAAAAUACUGUUGGGAUUAGUAUUGAUACUGUAGAUUCAUCUGUUGAGAAUAAUAUUUUAUUAAAGAAAAAAUUAUCAAUAACUUUAGUUAAAUCAGAUGAUGAUAAACAAAUAAACUCUGUAUCUAUAUUGCUAGAUGAUAAAGCACAAGUUAUAAAUGAUGAAAUAGAAACUCAAGUCCAAAGAGAUGCUAAUGCAGAUUUAAAAAUGGGUAGCAACUUGAAAGAGACACAAACAAAUCAAUUAGAUAUGAAAAUUGAGAAUACAAAAUAUGACAUUUUGCAUCAUUUGAAUAAAAUGGAAUCUAUAGAAAAUGAAACUGUUGAGAAACAUGACCAUAAUACUCAUAUUUUGGGUUUAACAAAAGAAUCUAAAGAAAUAUCUGAUGAUGAUAAGUUUAAAUUUGGUGAAAUACAUGUACCAUUUCCAUGUUUUAGCAAACAAGAUAGCAUUGAAGGUAAAACAAAUGAAGGAUCCACUCUUAUAGCUGAAGAUAGGAUUUCUGACGAUACCAAAGGAAGAUUACAUUAUCGUCAACGAAAGCAAAGGAAAACUGGACAUAGCAAUGUAGAAACGCAGAGAGGUGAUAUUCAUCCAGGGAUUUCUAGACGGAGAAAAACUGACUGUGCAAAUGUUGGAACUAUGGGAUAUUCAUCCAAACGUUCAAGUACAAGUCAACCUUCUAGUGGACGUUAUCCUGAGGAGAAGAUUCUUGACAGAUGUAACGAUUGUGGAGGACUAUUAGAAGAAUACAGUGAUGAAGAACUCGGGCUAUGCAUCAUCAUUCUAUCUACAUUUGUACAUCGAGAACCAGCAUUAGCUGCACCGCUACUCCCAGAGAUGCUAAAAGCCGUUGUGAGAAUUGCGUCUGGUUCAUUGUACACAUGGCAGACUGAAAGCAACACACACCUACCUGGAAGUGCAGUCAGUGUAGCUAGACAAUUUCUACGUUGUACUCUGCACCAAUUAGCACCAAAUGAUAUAUUUGUACAAAUAUUCCAGUCACAAUUUGAUGUUGAAUUCUUCAAAACAAUUGCAGCUGCUCUAGCAGAUUUUGCUGAACUAAAUCAAGUUUCUCCAUUAUUAUUUUUAUUUGAGAGUUUAAAUGAAAGAAAACAUCUCUCAUAUGACACGGUCUCUUUUAUCUUGAUUAAUAUAGACAUAUAUUUGAAUUGUCUACCUGUUGAGAGCAACAUCUUACCUUGGAGUGUUUUUUUGCCACAGUAUGAGAUCUUUCUACGAAAAUUAUUGCUCAUAUUACCAAUUGGAUCCUGUGAUUUAACUCCUGCGAUAUGUAUUACCAAAUCUAUAUUGAAAAUGCCAAUUAUAAAUAGUUGCAAAUCUAUCCUAGAUCCGUUAUCAAAGAUUCUUUGCCAUGCUAUUCAGUAUUCUUCACUACAUUAUACUGACUUGCUGGAUAUAGUUCAACUCUGUAAUCGCAACCUUGCAAGAGAACGUGAUAAGCAGACUUUGGCACGCACAAUAGUUUUCGAACUAGUACAAACAUUGAAGUUCAAAUCUACUAUUCCUGAUGAAAACCUUUUAAUUCUUCUUCAGCUUAUUUUACAAGAUGCAGGAGGAGUACUUGUUCCAAAUGUUAUUGUUGAUAACAUUUCUUCAGAUAUGCAAAACAUACAUAGUACUGGACUAAGUGAAUGCAUGCGUCAGCAUUUGAAUGAUGCUUUGGAGUUUGUUGCAGAUGUUCAUGCUCUUACAAAGCUCAAGAGCAAUUUUCAUGGAACUUCCAAUCAUUUAAAUGAAGAAACUCUAGGAGGUCAGUUAAAAUCUGGAGUGGCUCAGUAUCUUGCUAUCGAAAUAAGUAAGGGCAAUGGACGAGACAAUCGUGCAAUCGGAAAAUAUUUACCAUGGCUUUACCACCCUCCAUCACUUGUCCAGCAAGGUCCUAAAGAAUUCAUAGAUUGCGUUGCACACAUUCGUCUUCUAUCAUGGUUACUACUUGGAGCUCUUAUGCACAGUGCACUGCUACAAAAUGUAGCAAGUUUUCUCUGUCAACCCGUACCAAUGGAAGCCAAUGGACAUAUUGCCGAGCAUAUUCAAGUUAUACUUGCAGGAUUUGCUGAACAAUCCAAGGCAUCAGUGCUUCACAUGUCUUCUCUCUUCCAUGCAUUUAUUUUGUGCCAAUUAUGGACAAUGUAUUGUGAACAUAUGAUAUUUCUCAAUCCUCCUGGAAGUGAACAAAAUCAGAUGUAUUCAUUAAGUUUGACAGAUUUUUGGGCCAAAGUCACUCCUGGAAUUCUUCAACUGAUAUGCCAUUCAAAAGUGGAAGGAAAUUUUCAGUUGGCAGAAAUGGUUAGUUUGCAUUUUCUUAGUUUAAUGGAAGCAUUAAUGGAAUGCAACUCAACAGUAUUAGCUCGACUACUACCUAUGUGGACUCCAGUUUUAUAUAGUUAUCAAGGACAGCUCCCCGGUCACUUACAAGUCCGACUACACAAUUGUCUCAAUUGGAAACCUCCCGUUCAGGGUCAGGAUCUGGCAAUGACAUUAUUGAAGUGGCUGCAAAGACUACAAUUCAAAAUGGGUCAGAUUGAACUCCAGUCGUCCGCAGCUACUCAAUUUUAUUCCUUAUGAAUGUCCUUCAAAAUAAUUUGGAAGAGCAGUUCGUUGUUUUAGACUAGUCAUUAUGUCUGUGACUAUGUGAUACAGAAACGUAUAUACAUACUAAAAUGUGUUUAUUUUAACCAAAGUGUCGAAGAGAGAUUCUAUUUUGUGCCAAUUCUGCAACAUUUUUCUUCCAUUUUAAAUGCUGCAUGGAGAUGCUUUUAAGGAAAUUCUUUUAAACGACUAGAAAACCCGCACACAUAUUUAUGAAUUGCCAAACAAUUUGUGUCUUCCAGACCGUCAAGAACAAAUUUUAAUUGCAGAAUUAAACGCUACAAUAACUCCGACAGCGCUUUAGAAAUGCCAGUUAAGCAACAGUAUUUUCAUGUGGUAUGAGCUUAUUUUAAAAUCAUCGU
This is a messenger RNA of Centruroides sculpturatus (bark scorpion), 10105 nucleotides long. RefSeq names its product protein unc-79 homolog (gene unc79). Gene Ontology annotation, molecular function: protein binding. The transcript has 54 exons. The record is from RefSeq and is a predicted model, not a curated record. Bases 384 to 9719 code for a protein of 3111 amino acids. Lineage: Eukaryota; Metazoa; Arthropoda; Arachnida; Scorpiones; Buthidae.